AUGCGUACAGGAUCCGCUGCUUGGGGCCACCUCAAGACUUCAAAUUUCAGUCUCGGCUUCCAGCGUGUGGGCGCGAUCGCCGAAGCCCUGCGUCCAACCGCGUCUCCGCGGGGCCGUGCGGAUGGCUGGCCGGGAUCCGAGCGCAGCCCCGGCGCCCUGGAGCUGCGGCGCGCGGCCCCCGCGGGCGUGCCCGCUCUGACUCAGCUCUUCCGGACGCCGCCAGCCGUCGUCCGCUUCCCUGCGUGUGCCGACGCCGGGCGUCACGGCUCACCAGUGCGGGAGCCGCCGGCCGCCGGGCCCUGUCUUCGCGCGCUGCGUUUCUGCCCUGCGGUGACUCAGCCGCUUCCGCCCCGGGCCGCGCGCAGUGCCGCCGCCGCCGCCCCCGCCCCCGCCCCCGCGACGCGCCUUCUUCCGCCCUUAGAUGCGGGCCUGCAAGGUCCUGACCGGUCGUUUAAGCGUCCCUGUUUGGUGCUUGGGCCCUGCAAGGUCCUUCUCCGUUUGCUUUCCUUUGAGUUGACUUCAUUCUCAGGCAGGCUUUCCCUAUGUGGGAAAAAAGAUGGCCACCAGCAGCUCCAGGUUACAUUCUACCAAUUUAGUAACCCUAGCAGAAAGCAUCUCUAUGAUUCUCAGAUGAAGAAGGAAACAAGAAGGCAGCUGUCUGCAAGUCAGGAAGAAAAUCCUCACCAGGAGCCAAAUCAGUGGGCACCUUGGUCUUGGACUUCCCAGCUUCCAAAACCGUGAGAAAUAAACAUCUGUUGUUUAAGCCACCUA
Herpailurus yagouaroundi (jaguarundi) is the source of this 771-nucleotide messenger RNA. RefSeq lists its product as uncharacterized. NCBI's taxonomy places the organism in Eukaryota, Metazoa, Chordata, Mammalia, Carnivora, Felidae. The record is from RefSeq and is a predicted model, not a curated record. The transcript has 3 exons. The coding region runs from base 1 to 741 and encodes 246 amino acids.